AUGUUCCGCAACCUCAAGGCGGACCGGCCCCGCCCCGGCAACCUCAGCAUAUUUGUCAGCGACCUCCCCCCAGCAGGGUGGGCCGAUGGUAUGCUCCGGGCGCUGGCCAGGUUGGUCAUUGGUGUCGUUGUCAGUCAUUUGGACUGGGAGCCGAUCGGUUGCUGCGCGGGGUGUUUCGGAUCGCCUGACUAUCACACAGACAGCGCCCUGGAUGGAAUUGCUGGAGCCAGCGGCGGUCGCCGGCCGACGGUCCGGAUUUGCUGGCAAUGGAGACACAGCUCCCCCGAGGACCCGCCCUUGAGGGAACUGAGGUCAGAGGCAAUCACCGCUGCACGGCAAGAAUAUCCCAACCGCGAGGCCUCGACACAGCUGGUGCGGAAGAUAGAUAUACUUCUGAACUUAGUUGGAGAGGGAAAGCGACUGAAAGAUGUCUCUUACGACACCUUUUUGACCUCGGAUGUCGACUAUGAGCUUGAAGAGCACCAGAUUAUACAGGACCCCAACCAUGAGAUCUACCAGAAGGUAUCACUAUGGGGCACGCCGGUGAAAAUAUUGCGUGGCGGCAGAGUUGCCGGAAUGCCAGCGGUACAUCGACAAUCCAUGCACCGCUUGCCAAAUCUACGGUGGCUCUUGCUCGCUGGAGAAAGGAUGCCCGUUUUUGGGACCUUGACGCUGCAGUGCUUCAUGACCCACUGA
Messenger RNA from Fomitopsis serialis, 696 nucleotides. RefSeq lists its product as uncharacterized. The record is from RefSeq and is a predicted model, not a curated record. The transcript has 7 exons. NCBI's taxonomy places the organism in Eukaryota, Fungi, Basidiomycota, Agaricomycetes, Polyporales, Fomitopsidaceae. The coding region runs from base 1 to 696 and encodes 231 amino acids.